This is a messenger RNA of Cervus elaphus (red deer), 1008 nucleotides long. RefSeq names its product general transcription factor IIF subunit 2-like. Lineage: Eukaryota; Metazoa; Chordata; Mammalia; Artiodactyla; Cervidae. Gene Ontology annotation, biological process: transcription by RNA polymerase II; transcription initiation at RNA polymerase II promoter. The transcript has a single exon. Gene Ontology annotation, cellular component: transcription factor TFIIF complex. The record is from RefSeq and is a predicted model, not a curated record. The coding region runs from base 73 to 846 and encodes 257 amino acids.
GGAUUCCACCAGCUGGUUUUGGUGUCUCGCUUCCCCUGCAUUCCUAACUCUGCACCCUCAGCUCAGGUGCCCAUGGCCUCCGGAGGCAGCCGACUCAAGCCCCUGAGCAUUCCACUCAACUUGGAGGGAAUCCAACAGAACCAGCGUAUGUGGCUGGUGAAGGUACCAAAGUACCUGUCGCAGCAGUGGUCGGAAGCUUCUGGAAGCGGUGAAGUAGGGAAGCUGAAGAUUGCCACAAAUCAAGGGAAGUCGGAAAUCUCCUUUACUCUGAAUAAGGAACUUACAGACAUUCGGGGUACAAAUGGACAACCGGCCCCUGUCCACGCUCCCAUGGAGCAUCAGUUUCUCUUGCGUUCAGACAGAGGGCAGGUCCUCACGGUGCUUACUGAGCAUGCGCCGGAUCAACUUUUCCUGCAAGGAACCGUGGUCCAUCGUGGCGAAUGCAGACCUGCUCCCAGUGAAAACUACAUGAGGCUGAAGAGGAUGCAAAUAGAGCGGGCUUCCAAACCUGCCAGGACUGUACAGAAACUGGAGAAGGUGGUCACGACCAAUUAUAAACCUGUUGCCAAUCAUCAGUACAAUAUUGAAUAUGAGAAGAGAAAGAAAGAAGCCGGAAAGAGAGUGAAGGCGGAUAAAGACCGAGUGUUAACCUUGCUAUUUGCUGCCUUUGAGAAACACCAGUAUUAUAACAUAAAGGACUUGGUUGGCAUCACUAUGCAACCUGUGGUGUACCUGAAGGAAAUCUUGAAUGAAAUCGGUGUUCGAAAUGUAAAAGGACCCCACAAAAACACUUGGGAGCUGAAGGCAGAGUACCGGUGUUAUCAGAGAGAAGCCAAGAGAGAGUGAGACAGCCCUAUGUCACGAAGAUGUCAAUAGGAGCUUGAAGAUUUUCCAACACAAAAACUGAUGAGGCUCUGCUAUUAGGGGGUAGGGAGGUUUAAUAUCUUUUUAAGUAUUCACAUUUAGAUUGUAAAACAGGGAAGUAAAAUAGGCUGUAAAUUGAGAAAA